This is a messenger RNA of Saccoglossus kowalevskii, 1233 nucleotides long. RefSeq names its product myosin light chain kinase, smooth muscle-like. Lineage: Eukaryota; Metazoa; Hemichordata; Enteropneusta; Harrimaniidae. The record is from RefSeq and is a predicted model, not a curated record.
AUGGCUAUAACUGCAAGAGUUUGGUUUGAUGUUUCCGGUGGAGAGUUGUUUGACAGAGUAAUUGAUGAUGAUUUUGAACUUACUGAGAAAGAAGUCAUCAUAUUUAUGCGACAGAUUUGUGAAGGUGUUGGGUACAUGCAUCAACAAGGAAUACUGCAUCUUGAUUUGAAGCCUGAAAACAUCUUGUGCAUCAGUAAAAACAGUAACCAAAUAAAAUUAAUAGACUUUGGACUAGCCCGGAAGUUUAACCCUAAAGACACCCUCAAAGAAAUGGUCGGUACUCCAGAAUUUGUUGCUCCGGAAGUCAUCAAUUUUGAAUCGUUAAACUUUGCGACUGAUAUGUGGAGCGUUGGCGUUAUUUGUUACGUUUUGUUGAGUGGCUUAUCUCCGUUUAUGGGAGAUACUGAUGCAGAGACUUUGACCAAUGUUACCCGAGCUGAAUGGGACUUUGAUGAUGAAUCAUUUGAUGAAAUAACUGAUGACGCCAAGAACUUUAUUGAAAUGCUUUUGAUUAAAGAAAAAAGUGAACGUAACACCGUGGAGCAGUGCAUUCGACAUAUAUGGCUAAGACAAGAUACAAAGACAAUGAAAGCCAACAAACUUUCCACUAUCAAAUUGAAAAAAUGGUUAGCCAGACGAAGAUGGCAGAAAACGGCCAAUGCAGUAAAAGCUAUUGGACGCAUGGCCUCACUGACUAUGUUUGGUCGUCUCAACAAGUCAGGUGACAAGUCUGCUACACCUUUUUCUGGUCUGUUGAAAGCCAAGCGAGAAGAGGAAGCCAGAAAACUUGACAGCGCAAAGCAAGAAGAGGAAAUUGACAUUGAUUUAAAAGAUCCAGAAGUUGCUAAAGCUGCCAGCAAAAUUCAGGGUGUGUUUCGUAAGACUAGACAACCUAAAACAGAGGACAAAAUGGAUUCAAAAAAUAAGAAUACAGCACCUAAAUUUACUCAGGAAUUAAGAGACAUUGAGGUAUGUGAAGGCAGUGCUGCUCGACUUGACUGUGUUGUGGUUGGUGAGCCUGAACCUGAUAUCAGGUGGCUGAAAGAGGGAAAAGAAAUCAAAGAAAGUAAACAUCACAGCAUGGAUUUCGGAGACGAUGAUUCAGUCUCGCUUAUAAUUGCUGAAGUGAAUGAAGACGAUGAUGGGGAGUAUAUGUGUGAAGCUACAAACAUUGCCGGAAAGGCAACAUCUGCAGCAGAAAUCAUUGUUGAAGUGAUGGAAGAUGAAAGGUAA